CGGAUCCGCCGCCAUCCGCGCUGCCGGGACCUGGGACCGAGGGACUCGGGUGUGGGGGGACACUCCUGGCGGUGUUGAGUCGUGCCCUGAGGACCGGGGCGUGUGGCGGCUGUCGGUGAGGGGCUCCGCGGGAGCGGUGCCAGCGGGGUGUCCCCGGCCCGUGGUGACUCGGGAUCUGCGUGCUGUGCCAGCGCUCCAGUACGGAGCUGGGCUAGAGGCCGCGAAGGAUGCUGAGCUGUGAACUGGCAAACUGAAACAUGACUGAUACAGAUGAACCCCAGGCUUCUGGCUCUGAUUACCCUGAUGCCCAAGAGCUGAUCAGCCAUCAGCAGAAGGAGCCAUCUGAGGUGUAUUCAUGGCAAAUGAAUGCAGGAACAGAGCAUUUGCGGUCAAGGCAGAAGAGGGCUGCUUCUGGGGAGUCUUCAGAUCAUCUUAACAGCAUGUGUAAAUCAGCAGCAGCUUCAGCUGAGGUUUUACUGAUUAGUAGUGAUUCAGAAAUUGAUGUCCCUGCUGCUCAUCCUGAAUGCUCCAUUGCACCUUCAGAGCAAAAAAGGAGAUCUCAAUCUUCGAGGAAACAAGCUGAAUCUGUUACAGGAGUAUCUGACAAUGAAAGCUCCUCAGAUUCUUCUCUGUCUCCCCAAAGUCCAGGAAAAUCAUUGGACGUUUCCAAGCAGCAGAAGUCAAAACUCAAUUUGAAGGCCAUUUUUGCCUAUCACUUCAGGGGAAGGAAGUUCAAAGCAGCUGCACACCGAAAAUACAAAGUUCAUGCAGGGAAGAACAAGAAAAAGAAAAAGUAUGAGAGCACACAGAUGCCCACAGGGAGGCCCCCACUGACAGCCUCGCCUCAGGAGCAGAAGAGGAGGCUUCUAGACAGAGGUUUUCAAUUCCCUUUUGUCGAAAAACAUUAUGGGGAGAAACAUAUUCCCUUAAAGAUGGUUCUUGGCUAUGAGCAAGCAGCUGCAAAGGGAUAUUUCAAGUAUAUUGAAGUACUUAAAUAUGAAGAACAUCUUAAAAAAGCUUUAAAAGCUCUUCAGGCCAGUGAAGACUUAGAAAAAGAGUGCAUGGUGUUACGGAAACACAAAUACUUAGAUGAUGAAGGCCCCAUUUCCCCUAUUCAGGAGACAGAUGAUGAUGAGGACAGCUUGAAUUCUGAUACUGAGGAGCAACUUGAUGCCAGAGUAGUGGAGAACAGCUCUUUUAUUCUAAGCAGCACAAUUCCCAGUAAGAAAAAAACAAAGCCAGGAAGAAAACGUGCAAAACCAACUGAAGUGAUUGAAAUAGUGGAUGAAGAAGACGGUGCUGGGGAGAAGUCGGUGCCUCUGCAAGGCUCACCUCGGUGAACCCCAGAUGGACAAAUGAGGUGGCAGCGGUUGUUCUUCAGAGACCUCUUUCAUGGGCCUACUUGGCUUGAAACACUGGUCUGCAGUCAGUGUUGAGCUCUCCGCCAAGCUGCCUAGACACAUUGGGCUUACUUUUGUUGCUUUUGGAAGAUGAAAUACCUCUUGGUUUUCUUGUUGCACAAGAUGAGCACACUCACACUGCAGCAGCAGUUGUAACUUGUUGAGGAAUCUCUCGAAUUCUUAGUGCUGUUGGCUGUCCUGAUUCACAGAUCCCUUACUUCAGUGGACUUCUGUGCAACAUGGUAGCAAAAGAGGGGCAUUCCUGUGAUGUAUGGAACAGAUUGAAAAGCCUACUUAAGUGAAGUGCACCUGAAGUCCAGUCUGAACUAACAUCUUGUGGCGGGUACGUAGAAGAAGGUGAAGGAAGAAAUGCAGGAUGCCAUUUCACAGAAGUCUGAAGCCUCUUUGAGGGAUGAAGUGAACUGCUCCGAGUUAAAAACAUGGGAGCAACCUGUUUGACAGGAUUGAUUGGUCCUUCAGUGGAAAGGAUGGGAGCUGGCUCAUUGAGUGAAGUCCCAUAUGAGCAGUGAGAGGACUGUCUGGUCAUUACCAAGGCUGCUGGGAUGUUCCUGUUUCUGAGUCUGCUACCAAGUUGCUGUGUGUCAGAGAAACACCACGUGGGAGCUACCAAAGUGACUGUGAUGAUCCUGGUGAUGUUGCUGCAAGCCUGCUGCAAAGAACUGCACAGCUGUUGCAAAUAAAGAAAGAACCUUCUCCAAAGUGUUUAUUAUUGUGGUUUUUUAGAAUUAAACAUUCAUUUUAACUCGUUA
This is a messenger RNA of Corvus hawaiiensis (hawaiian crow), 2170 nucleotides long. RefSeq names its product TATA-box binding protein associated factor, RNA polymerase I subunit D (gene TAF1D). The record is from RefSeq and is a predicted model, not a curated record. Bases 258 to 1340 code for a protein of 360 amino acids. Gene Ontology annotation, biological process: regulation of DNA-templated transcription. Lineage: Eukaryota; Metazoa; Chordata; Aves; Passeriformes; Corvidae. Gene Ontology annotation, cellular component: nucleoplasm; nucleus; RNA polymerase transcription factor SL1 complex. The transcript is spliced from 16 exons.